AUGUUAGGAACAGUAUUAGGAUUAUAAUACUAAAAAGUAUUCAGUUAUAAUGGUAAAUAUGCUCAUGGUAGAUAAUUAAUAAAUAAAAGUCAGUGAUAUCAUCGGAAUGUAAUGCAAAAUCUAUAGAAGAUGUUCCAAGACUAUAUAAUAUAAUUGAUUAGUAAUAUCAAUUUGAAUGGUUGAUGACAUGUUCUGAUAAUAGUUAAUGUUCUGCCAAAGUUUAAUUUAGUGAUGAAGGAACGAGUGUUUGCUGUUGUGAAAGCAAAAAAUUAGUGAUAUUAAUUAUAUUAUAUUUUCUAAUCAAUUGAUGUAAGAUAAGCCAAAUCAAUAAUAAGACAAUGUACAAAAUACAAUAAAGUCUUUAUAAGAUAAGAUUUAGAAUAUAGAAAAUUUAAUAGAGAGAGGAAGUGAUUGUAUAAUCAUAUAGUAUGGAUCACAUAGUAUAAAAAUGAAUAAAGCGAGUGGUAAAAAGUGUGUUAAUUUAAUUUAGAGAUGCUACCAAAGAAGUUUAGAAAUUUGAUAGGUUAUAAAGUGCAAUCACAAGCAAAACAAUUUUAAUAGACUGAUCUUACAGUGAUUGAUGAAAGUCUUUUAUUAUUAGAAUAGAAGCUUAUUUAAAAAGGUGCUCUUAAAGCAUUACCAAAAAGUAUGCGUGGAAAACCAAGAGCUAAAAUUGAAGUAGAUUUAAGAAACAUUAGAGGAUUCUUAGGAAAGAAAGAAUAAAAAUAACCAUAAUGCUCACUUGCUUAAAUGAUUGAGGAUAAAUCUGUAGUUUUUGAAGAUGACAUAUUUACAGGUGAAUAUUUAGUUAGAUAACCAAUAAAACAUGGAUUUUUUAAUUUAUCAGAGAAUUAUAACAUGUAAGAUGUGAUUGAAGAUUUAUACAAAUUAACAUUAUAUGGAUUAAAUUGCAAAUUGGAAGUAAAAAACAUUUCUGAUUACUAUUGUAUAUUAGUAAUUCCUGAUAUCUUUUAAAGAGUUUAAAUAAAAAUGUUAGUAGAUAUGUUAAUUAGAUAAAUGGGAUUCAAAGGAAUUUAUUUACAUUUAGAAUCUGUUUUAGCUAGUUUUGGAGCCAAUCUAUAAUAAUGUUGUGUUGUAGAUAUAGGAUAUGAAAAAAUUAAUAUUACUUGUGUAGAUGAUGGAGUAAUAUUACCAGGUACUUAUGUUAGAAAGAAUUUUGGAAGUAAAGAUAUUGAUUUAGUAUUAAUGAGAUAAGUGACAAAAAGAAAUGCUUGUGAUUAAACAGUUUAAUUAUAAAGUAAUAAUUAUGGAGAUUUACUCUAAAUGGAAAAACUUAAAGAGAAAGCUUGUUAAUUAACAUAAAAAGAGGAUAAACUUAAUUAUAAUUAUGAAUUACAUUGUUUAAGAAAUUAAAAGGAAAAGAGAUUCUUUGUAUAACAUAAUGAUGGAUUAUACAUUUCUGCUAAUACAUUGUUUGAAUCAGAACCAUUUAAUGAAAUUAGAAAGUAGGAUAUGAAUGAAUGUUUUGAUUUUACAGGACGUUUGUUUGAAAUGUAAUAUGAUCCAGAAGAUAAUUUUGAAGAGUUAAGUGGAGGAAUUUAAUUAUGUUGGUAUUGGGGUUCAAAAGAAAAAGAAUAACAAUAUUUUACAGAAGGUAAUUAAAUGUUGAAUCCUAACUAUAUGAUACCACUUGAUCAUAUGAUUGCUUAUUCUAUUGCUUAAGUAUAAGAUCCAGAAAUCAGAUAAAAAUUAGCUAAUAAUAUUUUAUUCGCUGGUGGAGGUGCCUAUCUAAUUGAUCUUGUAGAUGAAGUAGAAGCAUUGCUCAUUGAAAAAUUUUAAGUUAUGGAAUUGAAUGAAAUUGAAAGAGUUGAAGUUAAAACUAUUAUUAGGGAUGUUAGACCUAUUAAUAUAGCCUGGGUUGGAGCAACUGUUUUACCUAAAACUGAAUCUGUUAAUGAAUUAUGGAUUACUGCUUAAAGAUGGUUGGGUAAUUUAGAACCUCAAAAAGAUGAAUUAGAAGAUAUGAUUAAUUAAUUUGAUGGAGAUGUUUAACAAUUAGAAAAGAAACUUAUAGCUUUUGCAAAAAAAGAUAAAGAAAAAGAUCGUAGUUGUGAAUAUGGAAUUAAACAUUUAAAAGAAAAGAUUCCAUUUAUUUGGUGA
Paramecium sonneborni is the source of this 2121-nucleotide messenger RNA. The record is from the annotation of a GenBank genome assembly. Lineage: Eukaryota; Ciliophora; Oligohymenophorea; Peniculida; Parameciidae.